GUCAGCUGACUGCUCCGGCUGGCACGUGACUUGCUCCGUGGGCUCUAGGGUCGAGGAAGCUGUGAGGCCGGAGCUGAGGUCCGGGAGGGAUGGAGCGCUGAGUCGUUAAUGUCCGCCAGGCUGUCGGCCUCCGUACCUUUCUGCUGCCACUUCCUCGUCUGACACUUUCCUGGGUCUUUGAGAGAGAAGUAGAUGAAAAUGCUAUUCAUUGUAUAGAUAGGAACCUUUCUAGACUCUUGGAACUAGAAACAGAGAAGGUGAUUUGUGUAAGUUUGGCAUAACUUCCACAGUCUUCUAACUGCUGGUGUAUUGUUCCUGCUGAUUACCUACGCAGUACUUACCACAAUCACGUCUAGAGAGAAGGAGUCUCUCUUGAUUUUGGAAGAAAUACCUGAUAACAAACAUGACUGAGUUCUGGCUUAUAUCGGCUCCUGGGGAGAAAACGUGUCAGCAGACGUGGGAGAAAUUGCAUGCGGCAACUACAAAGAAUAACAAUCUUGCUAUUUCUUCGAAGUUCAACAUUCCUGACUUAAAGGUUGGCACACUGGAUGUCUUGGUUGGUUUGUCAGAUGAACUGGCUAAACUGGAUGCAUUUGUAGAAGGGGUGGUUAAGAAGGUGGCUCAAUAUAUGGCUGAUGUAUUGGAGGAUAGUAAAGAUAAAGUUCAGGAAAAUCUGUUGGCCAAUGGAGUUGACUUGGUUACUUAUAUAACAAGGUUUCAGUGGGACAUGGCUAAAUAUCCAAUCAAGCAGUCCCUGAAAAAUAUUUCUGAAAUAAUUGCCAAGGGAGUGACUCAGAUCGACAAUGACCUGAAAUCUCGAGCAUCUGCAUAUAAUAACCUGAAAGGGAAUCUUCAGAAUUUGGAACGGAAGAAUGCAGGAAGUUUGCUAACUAGAAGUCUAGCAGAAAUUGUGAAGAAGGAUGACUUUGUUCUUGAUUCAGAGUAUCUCGUCACAUUACUGGUCGUAGUUCCCAAGUUAAACCACAACGACUGGAUUAAGCAGUAUGAAACAUUAGCUGAAAUGGUAGUUCCAAGGUCUAGCAAUGUUCUUUCAGAGGACCAAGACAGUUACCUUUGUAAUGUCACCUUGUUUAGGAAGGCAGUUGAUGACUUCAGACACAAAGCCAGGGAAAACAAAUUCAUCGUCCGUGACUUCCAGUACAAUGAAGAGGAAAUGAAAGCAGAUAAAGAGGAAAUGAACAGGCUGUCCACCGACAAGAAGAAGCAGUUUGGACCACUAGUGCGGUGGCUUAAAGUGAAUUUCAGUGAGGCGUUUAUUGCGUGGAUUCAUGUGAAAGCGUUGAGGGUUUUUGUUGAGUCUGUUUUAAGGUAUGGCUUGCCAGUGAACUUCCAAGCAAUGCUACUUCAGCCCAAUAAGAAAACAAUGAAGAAACUAAGAGAAGUAUUAUAUGAGUUGUAUAAACAUCUAGACAGCAGUGCAGCAGCUAUUAUUGAUGCUCCUAUGGAUAUUCCAGGCUUAAACCUGAGUCAACAGGAAUACUACCCCUAUGUGUAUUACAAGAUUGAUUGCAACUUGCUGGAAUUCAAGUAAAGAUGAACUCCUCCCCAGACAGUCCUGUCCUUGUGUUGGUGUAUGCUCACAGACAUAGAUAUGACAGUACUUUUAACUCUCUAUUAUCCUUUGCUUGCCUCUGACCCCUUUUCCUAGAUGAGUUCUCCCAUAGUGGUCCAUUUCUCAGCAUUUUCUUUUUAAAGGAAAAUAUAUGUCUCGUUUCUUUUUAUUGAUCAGGUCUAUAAAUGUGUACUAAAAAAUCAGUUUAUUUAUAAACAGAAGAGUUUAUUUAAAGAGAAAGUCUUUCCUCAUCGGUAUCGUGGUAUGCAUUAAUUCCAUUUGUUACUCUUGUGCACAAAAGCCUUGUUUACAAGGGAAUGGUGUAAACAUUUAUACUGUUUUGUCCACUGUGUUUAGUAGACAUAACUGUUCAAUAGUUAUUGAAUUGUGGUGUAAAAAAAUGUGAGAAUAUUCAGGUAUGUGCUUUCUGAAUAUUUCGAAUUACAAUCUAUGAGCACUGUUGACACCCACAGGAGAGAAUAAAAUUACCUGUGCAAAGGUG
Ceratotherium simum simum (southern white rhinoceros) is the source of this 2075-nucleotide messenger RNA. NCBI's taxonomy places the organism in Eukaryota, Metazoa, Chordata, Mammalia, Perissodactyla, Rhinocerotidae. The record is from RefSeq and is a predicted model, not a curated record.